AGCACUGACAUAGUGGAUGGAAAUCAUAAGCUCACUCUUGGUUUGAUUUGGAAUAUAAUCCUCCACUGGCAGGUCAAAAAUGUGAUGAAAACUAUCAUGGCUGGAUUGCAGCAAACCAACAGUGAAAAGAUUCUUCUGAGCUGGGUUCGACAGUCAACACGUAAUUAUCCACAGGUUAAUGUCAUCAACUUCACCUCCAGCUGGUCCGACGGAUUGGCUUUGAAUGCUCUCAUCCAUAGUCACAGGCCAGACCUGUUUGAUUGGAAUAGUGUGGUUUCACAGCAGUCAGCCACCCAAAGACUGGAACAUGCCUUCAACAUUGCAAAAUGUCAGUUAGGCAUAGAAAAACUUCUUGACCCUGAAGAUGUUGCUACUACUUAUCCAGAUAAGAAGUCCAUCUUAAUGUACAUCACAUCACUCUUUCAAGUUUUGCCUCAACAAGUCAGCAUUGAAGCCAUUCAGGAAGUUGAAAUGUUACCCAGGCCAUCAUCAAAAGUGACAAGAGAAGAACACUUUCAAUUACAACACCAGAUGCAUUAUUCUCAGCAGAUCACAGUCAGUCUAGCACAGGGCUAUGAGCAAACUUCAUCUCCUAAGCCUCGAUUCAAGAGCUAUGCCUUCACACAGGCUGCUUAUGUCUCCACCUCUGAUUCUACACAGAACCCCUUUUCUUCACAGCAUUUGGAAGCUUCCAGAGACAAGCCUGUUGGCAGUUCAUUGAUGGAGACUGAAGUAAAUCUGGAUAGUUACCAAACUGCUUUAGAAGAAGUACUCUCAUGGCUGCUUUCUGCAGAGGACACAUUGCGAGCACAAGGAGAGAUCUCAAAUGAUGUUGAAGAAGUGAAAGAACAGUUUCAUGCUCAUGAGGGGUUCAUGAUGGAUUUGACAUCUCAUCAAGGACUUGUUGGUAAUGUUCUACAGUUAGGAAGUCGACUAGUUGGAAAAGGAAAAUUAUCAGAAGAUGAAGAAACUGAAGUGCAAGAACAAAUGAAUCUCCUAAAUUCAAGAUGGGAAUGCCUCAGGGUAGCUAGCAUGGAAAAACAAAGCAAUUUACACAAAGUUCUAAUGGAUCUCCAGAAUCAGAAACUAAAAGAGCUAGAUGACUGGUUAACAAAAACUGAACAGAGAACAAAGAAAAUGGAGGAAGAGCCAUUUGGACCUGAUCUUGAAGACCUAAAAUGCCAAGUACAACAACAUAAGGUGCUUCAAGAAGAUCUAGAACAGGAACAGGUCAGGGUCAACUCGCUCACUCACAUGGUAGUAGUGGUUGAUGAAUCUAGCGGUGAUCAUGCAACAGCUGCUUUGGAAGAACAACUUAAGGUACUGGGAGAUCGAUGGGCAAAUAUCUGCAGAUGGACUGAAGACCGCUGGAUUCUUUUACAAGAUAUUCUUCUAAAAUGGCAGCGUUUUACUGAAGAACAGUGCCUUUUUAGUACAUGGCUUUCAGACAAAGAAGAUGCAAUGAAGAACAUUCAAACAAGUGGCUUUAAGGAUCAAACUGAAAUGGUAUCAAGUCUUCAAAAAAUAUCUAGUUUAAAAGUUGAACUAGAAAAGAAAAGACAAACCAUGGAAAAACUAAGUUCACUCAAUCAAGAUCUGCUUUCAGCACUGAAAAAUAAGACAGUGACUCAAACAAUGGAAAUCUGGAUGGAAAACUUUGCACAGCGUUGGGAUAAUUUAGCCCAAAAACUUGAAAAGAGUUCAUCACAAAUUUCACAGGCUGUCACCACCACUCAGCCAUCACUAACACAGACAACUGUAAUGGAAACGGUAACUAUGGUGACCACAAGGGAACAAAUCAUGGUAAAACAUGCCCAAGAGGAACUUCCACCACCACCUCCUCAAAAGAAGAGGCAGAUUACUGUGGAUUCAGAAAUCAAGAAAAGGUUGGAUGUCGAUAUAACUGAACUUCACAGUUGGAUUACUCGUUCAGAAGCUGUAUUACAGAGUUCGGAAUUUGCAGUUUAUCGAAAAGAAGGCAACAUCUCAGACUUGAAAGAAAAAGUCAAUGCCAUAGCGCGAGAAAAAGCCGAGAAGUUCAGAAAACUGCAAGAUGCCAGCAGAUCAGCUCAGGCCCUGGUGGAACAGAUGGCGAAUGAAGGUGUUAAUGCUGAAAGUAUCAGACAAGCCUCAGAACAACUGAACAAUCGGUGGACAGAAUUCUGCCAGUUGCUGAGUGAGAGAGUUAACUGGCUAGAUUAUCAAAGCAACAUCAUUGCCUUUUAUAAUCAGCUACAACAAUUGGAACAGAUGACAACUACUGCUGAAAACUUGUUGAAAACCCAGCUCACCACCCUAUCGGAGCCAACAGCAAUUAAAAGCCAGUUAAAAAUUUGUAAGGACGAAGUCAACAGGCUGUCAGCUCUUCAGCCUCAAAUUGAGCAAUUAAAAAAUCAGAGCCUAAGGUUGAAGGAAAAGGGACAGGGGCCAAUGUUUCUGGACGCAGACUUUGUGGCCUUUACUAAUCAUUUUAACCAUGUCUUUGAUGGUGUGCGGGCCAGAGAGAAAGAGCUACAGACAAUUUUUGAGACUUUACCACCAAUGCGCUAUCAGGAGACAAUGAGUAGCAUCCGGACGUGGAUCCAACAGUCAGAAAACAAACUCUCUAUACCUCAUGUCAGUGUUACUGAAUAUGAAAUAAUGGAGGAGAGACUCGCAAAAUUACAGGCUCUGCAAAGUUCUUUGAAAGACCAACAAAAUGGCUUCAACUAUCUGAGUGCUACAGUGAAGGAGAUAGCCAAGAAAGCACCUUCAGAAAUAAGCCAGAAAUAUCAGUCAGAAUUUGAAGAGAUUGAGGAGCGCUGGAAGAAGCUUUCCACCCAGUUGGUGGAACAUAGCCAAAAGCUGGAAGAACACAUGAAUAAACUUCGAAAAUUUCAGAAUCACAUAAAAACCUUGCAGAAAUGGAUGGCUGAAGUUGAUGUUUUCCUGAAAGAGGAAUGGCCUGCCCUGGGAGAUGCUGAAAUUCUAAAAAAACAGCUCAAACAAUGCAGACUUUUAGUUGGUGAUAUUCAAACAAUCCAGCCCAGUUUAAACAGUGUUAAUGAAGGUGGGCAGAAGAUAAAGAGUGAAGCUGAAGUAGAGUUUGCAUCCAGAGUGGAGACAGAACUCAAAGAACUAAACACUCAGUGGGAUCACAUCUGCCGCCAGGUCUACACCAGAAAGGAAGCCUUGAAGGCAGGUUUGGAUAAAACUGUAAGCCUCCAAAAAGACCUCGCAGAGAUGCAUGAGUGGAUGACACAAGCUGAAGAGGAAUAUCUAGAGAGAGAUUUUGAAUAUAAAACUCCAGAUGAAUUGCAGACUGCUGUUGAAGAAAUGAAGAGAGCUAAAGAAGAGGCACUACAAAAAGAAAGUAAAGUGAAACUCCUUACUGAGACUGUAAAUAGUGUAAUAGCUCAAGCUCCAGCCGCAGCACAAGAGGCCUUAAAAAAGGAACUUGAAACUCUGACUACCAACUACCAAUGGCUAUGCACUAGGCUGAAUGGAAAAUGCAAAACUUUGGAAGAAGUCUGGGCAUGUUGGCAUGAGUUAUUGUCAUAUUUAGAGAAGGCAAACAAGUGGCUCAAUGAAGUAGAAUUGAAACUUAAAACAAUGGAAAAUGUUCCUGCAGGAGCUGAGGAAAUCACUGAGGUGCUAGAAUCUCUUGAAAAUCUGAUGCAUCAUUCAGAGGAGAACCCAAAUCAGAUUCGUCUAUUGGCACAGACCCUUACAGAUGGAGGAGUCAUGGAUGAACUGAUCAAUGAGGAGCUUGAGACAUUUAAUUCUCGUUGGAGGGAACUACAUGAAGAGGCUGUGAGGAAACAAAAGUUGCUUGAACAGAGUAUCCAGUCUGCCCAGGAAAUUGAAAAGUCCUUGCACUUAAUUCAGGAGUCGCUUGAAUUCAUUGACAAGCAGUUGACAGCUUAUAUUGCUGACAAGGUGGAUGCAGCUCAAAUGCCUCAGGAAGCCCAGAAAAUCCAAUCAGAUUUGACAAGUCAUGAGAUCAGUUUAGAGGAAAUGAAGAAACAUAACCAGGGAAAGGAUGCCAACCAAAGAGUUCUUUCUCAAAUUGAUGUUGCACAGAAAAAAUUACAAGAUGUCUCCAUGAAAUUUCGAUUAUUCCAAAAACCAGCCAAUUUUGAACAACGCCUAGAGGAAAGUAAGAUGAUUUUAGAUGAAGUAAAGAUGCACUUGCCUGCACUGGAAACCAAGAGUGUUGAACAGGAAGUAGUUCAGUCACAACUAAGUCAUUGUGUGAAUUUGUAUAAAAGCCUGAGUGAAGUGAAGUCUGAAGUUGAAAUGGUGAUUAAAACUGGACGUCAAAUUGUACAGAAAAAGCAGACAGAAAAUCCCAAAGAGCUUGAUGAACGAGUAACAGCUUUGAAACUGCAUUACAAUGAGUUGGGUGCAAAGGUAACAGAGAGAAAGCAACAGUUGGAGAAAUGCUUGAAGUUGUCCCGUAAGAUGAGAAAGGAAAUGAACGUCUUAACAGAAUGGCUGGCAGCAACAGAUACAGAAUUGACAAAGAGAUCAGCAGUUGAAGGAAUGCCAAGUAAUUUGGAUUCUGAAGUUGCCUGGGGAAAGGCUACUCAGAAAGAGAUUGAGAAAAAGAAGACACACUUGAAGAGUGUCACAGAACUAGGAGAGUCUUUGAAAACAGUGUUGGGCAAGAAAGAAACCUUGGUGGAAGAUAAACUGAGUCUUCUGAACAGUAACUGGAUAGCUGUCACCUCCAGAGUAGAAGAAUGGCUAAAUCUUUUGUUGGAAUACCAGAAACACAUGGAAACCUUUGAUCAGAACAUAGAACAAAUCACAACAUGGAUUAUUCACGCGGAUGAACUUUUAGAUGAAUCGGACAAAAAGAAGCCACAACAAAAGGAAGACAUUCUUAAGCGUUUAAAGGCUGAAAUGAAUGACAUCCGCCCAAAGGUGGACUCCACACGUGAUCAAGCAGCGAAAUUGAUGGCAAACCGCGGUGACCACUGCAGGAAAAUAGUAGAGCCCCAAAUCUCAGAGCUCAACCGUCGAUUUGCAGCUAUUUCUCACAGAAUUAAGACUGGAAAGGCCUCCAUUCCUUUGAAGGAAUUGGAGCAGUUUAACUCAGAUAUACAAAAAUUGCUUGAACCACUGGAGGCUGAAAUUCAGCAGGGGGUGAAUCUGAAAGAGGAAGACUUCAAUAAAGAUAUGAGUGAAGACAAUGAGGGUACUGUAAAUGAAUUGUUGCAAAGAGGAGACAACUUACAACAAAGAAUCACAGAUGAGAGAAAGCGAGAGGAAAUAAAGAUAAAACAGCAGCUGUUACAGACAAAACAUAAUACUCUCAAGGAUUUGAGGUCUCAAAGAAGAAAAAAGGCCCUAGAAAUUUCUCACCAGUGGUAUCAGUACAAGAGGCAGGCUGAUGAUCUCCUGAAAUGCUUGGAUGAAAUUGAAAAAAAAUUAGCCAGCCUACCUGAACCCAGAGAUGAAAGAAAAAUAAAGGAAAUUGAUCGUGAAUUGCAGAAGAAGAAAGAGGAGCUGAAUGCAGUGCGCAGGCAAGCUGAGGGCUUGUCUGAGAAUGGGGCCGCAAUGGCAGUGGAGCCAACUCAGAUCCAGCUCAGCAAGCGCUGGCGGGAAAUUGAGAGCAAUUUUGCUCAGUUUCGAAGACUCAACUUUGCACAAAUUCACACUCUCCAUGAAGAAACCAUGGUAGUGACGACUGAAGAUAUGCCUUUGGAUGUUUCUUAUGUGCCUUCUACUUAUUUGACCGAGAUCAGUCAUAUUUUACAAGCUCUUUCAGAAGUGGAUCAACUUCUAAAUGCUCCUGAACUCUCUGCUAAAGAUUUUGAAGAUCUCUUUAAGCAAGAGGAAUCUCUUAAGACUAUAAAAGACAAUUUGCAACAAAUCUCAGGUCGAAUUGAUGUUAUUCACAAGAAGAAGACAGCAGCCUUGCAAAGUGCCACUCCCAUGGAAAUGGUGAAAGUACAGGAAGCAGUGUCGCAGAUGGAUUUCCAGUGGGAAAAACUUAAUAGAAUGUACAAGGAACGACAAGGGCGAUUUGACAGAUCAGUUGAAAAGUGGCGACACUUUCAUUAUGAUAUGAAGGUAUUUAAUCAGUGGCUGAAUGAAGUUGAACAGUUUUUCAAAAAGACACAAAAUCCUGAAAAUUGGGAACAUGCUAAGUACAAGUGGUAUCUUAAGGAACUCCAGGAUGGCAUUGGGCAGCGUCAAGCUGUUGUUAGAACACUGAAUGCAACUGGGGAAGAAAUAAUUCAACAGUCUUCAAAAACAGAUGUUAAUAUUCUACAAGAAAAAUUAGGAAGCUUGAGUCUGCGGUGGCACGAUAUCUGCAAAGAGCUGGCAGAGAGGAGAAAGAGGACUGAAGAACAAAAGAAUGUCUUGUCAGAAUUUCAAAGAGAUUUAAAUGAAUUUGUUUUGUGGUUGGAAGAAGCAGAUGACAUUGCUACUACUCCACUUGGAGAUGAGCAGCAGCUAAAAGAAAAGCUUGAACAAGUCAAGUUACUGGCAGAAGAGUUGCCUCUGCGCCAGGGAAUUCUAAAACAAUUAAAUGAAACAGGAGGAGCAGUACUUGUAAGUGCUCCCAUAAGACCAGAAGAGCAAGAUAAACUUGAAAAGAAGCUCAAACAGACAAAUCUCCAGUGGAUAAAGGUCUCCAGAGCUUUACCUGAAAAACAAAGAGAGCUUGAGAUUCACAUAAGAGAUUUUAGGCAGCUUGAAGAGCAGCUAGAUCACCUGCUCCUGUGGCUCUCUCCUAUUAGACACCAGUUGGAAAUUUAUAAUCAACCAACUCAACCAGGACCAUUUGACCUGAAGGAAACUGAAGUAACAGUUCAAGCUAAACAACCGGAUGUGGAAAGGCUUUUGUCUAAAGGGCAGCAUUUGUAUAAGGAAAAACCAAGUACUCAGCCAGUGAAGAGGAAGUUAGACGAUCUGAGGUCUGAGUGGGAGGCUGUAAACCACUUACUUCGGGAGCUGAGGACAAAGCAGCCUGACCGUGUCCCUGGACUGAGCGCUACUGCAGCCUCUGCCAGUCAGACUGUUACUCUAGUAACACAACCUGUUGCUACCAAGGAAACUGUCAUCUCCAAACUAGAAAUGCCAUCUUCUUUGCUGUUGGAGGUCCCUGCACUGGCAGACUUCAACCGAGCUUGGACAGAACUUACAGACUGGCUGUCUCUUCUUGAUCGAGUUAUAAAAUCACAGAGAGUGAUGGUGGGUGAUCUAGAAGACAUCAAUGAAAUGAUCAUCAAACAGAAGGCAACACUGCAAGAUUUGGAGCAGAGACGCCCCCAGUUGGAAGAACUCAUUACUGCUGCCCAGAAUUUGAAAAACAAAACCAGCAAUCAAGAAGCUAGAACAAUCAUUACUGAUCGAAUUGAAAGAAUUCAGAUUCAGUGGGAUGAGGUGCAAGAACAGUUGCAGAACAGGAGACAACAGUUGAAUGAAAUGUUAAAGGAUUCAACACAAUGGCUAGAAGCUAAGGAAGAAGCUGAACAGGUUAUAGGACAGGCCAGAGGCCAUCUUGACUCAUGGAAAGAAGGUCCUCACACAGUGGAUGCAAUCCAAAAGAAGAUCGCAGAAACUAAGCAGUUGGCCAAGGACCUCCGCCAAUGGAAGAUAAGUGUAGACUUGGCAAAUGAUUUGGCGCUGAAACUUCUUCGGGACUAUUCUGCUGAUGAUACCAGAAAAGUACACAUGAUCACAGAGAAUAUCAAUACGUCUUGGGGAAACAUUCAUAAAAGAGUGAAUGAGCGAGAGGCUGCUUUGGAAGAAACUCAUAGAUUACUGCAGCAGUUCCCUCUGGACCUGGAGAAGUUUCUUUCCUGGAUUACGGAAGCAGAAACAACUGCCAAUGUCCUACAGGAUGCUUCCCGUAAGGAGAAGCUCCUAGAAGACUCCAGGGGAGUCAGAGAGCUAAUGAAACCAUGGCAAGCCUUCAAGAGGGAAUUGAAAACUAAAGAACCUGUAAUCAUGAGUACUCUGGAGACUGUGAGAAUAUUUCUGACAGAGCAGCCUUUGGAAGGACUAGAGAAACUCUACCAGGAGCCCAGAGAGCUGCCUCCUGAAGAAAGAGCUCAGAAUGUCACUCGGCUCCUACGAAAGCAGGCUGAAGAGGUCAACACUGAAUGGGACAAAUUGAACCUGCACUCAGCUGAUUGGCAGAGAAAAAUAGAUGAGGCUCUUGAAAGACUGCAGGGACUUCAGGAAGCUGCUGAUGAACUAGACCUCAAGUUGCGCCAAGCUGAGGUGAUCAAGGGAUCCUGGCAGCCAGUGGGGGAUCUCCUCAUUGACUCUCUGCAAGAUCACCUUGAGAAAGUCAAGGCACUUCGGGGAGAAAUUGCACCUCUUAAAGAAAAUGUCAAUCAUGUCAAUGACCUUGCACAUCAGAUGACCACACUGGGCAUUCAGCUCUCACCUUAUAACCUCAGCACUUUGGAAGAUCUGAAUACCAGAUGGAGGCUUCUGCAGGUGGCUGUGGAGGACCGCAUCAGGCAGCUGCAUGAAGCCCACAGGGACUUUGGCCCAGCAUCCCAGCAUUUCCUUUCCACUUCAGUCCAGGGUCCCUGGGAGAGAGCCAUUUCACCAAACAAAGUGCCCUAUUAUAUCAACCACGAGACCCAAACAACUUGUUGGGACCAUCCCAAAAUGACAGAGCUCUACCAGUCUUUAGCUGACCUGAAUAAUGUCAGGUUCUCCGCUUAUAGGACUGCCAUGAAGCUCAGAAGACUCCAGAAGGCCCUUUGCUUGGAUCUCUUGAGCCUGUCGGCUGCAUGUGAUGCCUUGGACCAGCACAACCUCAAGCAAAAUGACCAGCCCAUGGAUAUCCUGCAGAUAAUUAACUGUUUGACUACUAUUUAUGAUCGUCUGGAGCAAGAGCACAACAAUUUGGUCAAUGUCCCUCUCUGUGUGGAUAUGUGUCUCAAUUGGCUUCUCAAUGUUUAUGAUACGGGACGAACAGGGAGGAUCCGUGUCCUGUCUUUUAAAACUGGCAUCAUUUCUCUGUGUAAAGCACACUUGGAAGACAAGUACAGAUACCUUUUCAAGCAAGUGGCAAGUUCAACUGGCUUUUGUGACCAGCGUAGGCUGGGUCUUCUUCUGCAUGAUUCAAUUCAAAUCCCAAGACAGUUGGGUGAAGUUGCUUCCUUUGGGGGCAGUAACAUUGAGCCGAGUGUCAGGAGCUGCUUCCAAUUCGCCAAUAAUAAACCUGAGAUUGAAGCCGCUCUCUUCCUUGACUGGAUGCGCCUGGAACCCCAGUCUAUGGUGUGGCUGCCUGUCUUGCACAGAGUGGCUGCUGCUGAAACUGCCAAGCAUCAAGCCAAGUGUAACAUCUGUAAGGAGUGUCCAAUCAUUGGAUUCAGGUACAGAAGCCUAAAGCACUUUAAUUAUGACAUCUGCCAAAGCUGCUUUUUUUCUGGCCGAGUUGCAAAGGGCCAUAAAAUGCACUACCCCAUGGUAGAGUAUUGCACUCCGACGACAUCUGGAGAAGAUGUUCGCGACUUCGCCAAGGUACUAAAAAACAAAUUUCGAACCAAAAGGUAUUUUGCGAAGCAUCCCCGAAUGGGCUACCUGCCAGUGCAGACUGUGUUAGAGGGGGACAACAUGGAAACUCCCGUUACUCUGAUCAACUUCUGGCCAGUAGAUUCUGCGCCUGCCUCGUCCCCCCAGCUUUCACACGAUGAUACUCAUUCACGCAUUGAACAUUAUGCUAGCAGGCUAGCAGAAAUGGAAAACAGCAAUGGAUCUUAUCUAAAUGAUAGCAUCUCUCCUAAUGAGAGCAUAGAUGAUGAACAUUUGUUAAUCCAGCAUUACUGCCAAAGUUUGAACCAGGACUCCCCCCUGAGCCAGCCUCGUAGUCCUGCCCAGAUCUUGAUUUCCUUAGAGAGUGAGGAAAGAGGGGAGCUAGAGAGAAUCCUAGCUGAUCUUGAGGAAGAAAACAGGAAUCUGCAAGCAGAAUAUGAUCGUCUGAAGCAGCAACAUGAGCAUAAAGGCCUGUCUCCACUGCCAUCUCCUCCUGAGAUGAUGCCCACCUCUCCCCAGAGUCCCAGGGAUGCUGAGCUCAUUGCUGAGGCCAAGCUACUGCGCCAACACAAAGGACGCCUGGAAGCCAGGAUGCAAAUCCUGGAAGACCACAAUAAACAGCUGGAGUCUCAGUUACACAGACUGAGACAGCUCCUGGAGCAACCCCAGGCUGAGGCCAAGGUGAAUGGCACUACGGUGUCCUCUCCUUCUACCUCUCUGCAGAGGUCAGAUAGCAGUCAGCCUAUGCUGCUCCGAGUAGUUGGCAGUCAAACUUCAGAAUCUAUGGGUGAGGAAGAUCUUCUGAGUCCUCCCCAGGACACAAGCACAGGGUUAGAAGAAGUGAUGGAGCAACUCAACAACUCCUUCCCUAGUUCACGAGGAAGAAAUGCCCCUGGAAAGCCAAUGAGAGAGGACACAAUGUAGGAAGCCUUUUCCACAUGGCAGAUGAUUUGGGCAGAGCGAUGGAGUCCUUAGUUUCAGUCAUGACAGAUGAAGAAGGAGCAGAAUAAG
Molecule: messenger RNA, 10506 nt
Organism: Apodemus sylvaticus (European woodmouse)
Lineage: Eukaryota; Metazoa; Chordata; Mammalia; Rodentia; Muridae
Gene: Dmd
Product: dystrophin
Exons: 73
Coding region: 85-10419 (3444 amino acids)
Biological process (GO): synaptic signaling
Cellular component (GO): plasma membrane
Molecular function (GO): zinc ion binding; protein binding
Source: RefSeq, a predicted model, not a curated record